AUGGCUUCUGGAGCAUUGGUGUGCUGCCUGCAAGGCCCCCAGUUUUUGUCCAGGUCCAGAGUUGGCCGGAGUAGAAGGGUUGUUUCUGCGCGUGGUUCGAGUGAGCAGCAGAUAUCCGUUCCCAAAAUUCCGAAAAAACCAUCGGAUCCCUUCCCAGGUCGCCUUCUGACGUUGAUUACGUAUCUGUGCGUGUGUUUGUUCCCCCAUUUUCGAUAUAUAAUCCGCCAUCCCCUUGGGACUAUCUUUCUUGAUCCCUUGGACAGCGACUGGCUGAGAUGUGAGGUUUAGGGGGAUGGUGAAAUAAUGCCUGUGGUCGGAGGUGUAACAUGGCGUUUACUUUCCUAUGGCAUGAUAAUUCCUCCGAAUAAUUGAUUAGUUGCAUCGCAUGAUCGAAGCUCAUGGAAUGGUAGUAUUCUUGCAUUUAUUUUCUCUUUGGCGCGAUUAUGCGUUAGGUUUAUCAACUCUUGACAUGGGUAUGCUUUUUGUCGGUAGAGCAGUUUCCUGUGUCAAUGGAUGCGAACGCGUGAGAAAUUAGCUUCGACUGUAGUUGGGAAGUAUGUGUCGACGAAUUUUUCAUGCCGGGGACUAAUAUAGCUUGUUUUCUAGAUAAAGCUACCGAGAUUUAGCUUCAAAUUUUGGUUGAACAGUGGAGAUUUGUUAGAAGGAAGUUUUUAUUUUUCCAAUCCCAAGUUGAGUUGUUUAAAUAUGAGUUCCGACUUUGUAGGCCUAGAAUCAUAAUUUUUACAGAUGAUGAGACGAGCUCAAUCCGGUUCAUAACUUAAAAAAUGAUAUGUUUUAGUACAUUUUAGCUUAUGUUACGGUUUUUUAGAAGCUUAGCUAAGUUUCUUGAUCUUCGAUUGAUCCAAAUAUUCCUGUAAUGUUAUUCACAAGUCCUUCAUUAAUAUUAUUUUAUUCGAUUUAUCGUCUCCUUUCUUUUGGAUCCCCUAGAAGGUGCACAUUUCUCUAACAUGAUCAUAUUUUCAGGAAAACCGGAAGCAGACGUCAUUGUGAUCGGUAGUGGUCUUGGAGGACUGUGUUGCGGAGGACUAUUAGCCAGAUACAAACAAGAUGUUCUUGUUAUUGAAAGUCACGACAUUCCUGGUGGUGCAGCACAUUCAUUUAAAGUCAAAGAUUACAAAUUUGAUUCAGGUCCAUCCUUAUUCUCUGGCUUUCAGUCAAGAGGUCCUCAGGCUAAUCCGCUUGCCCAGGUGAUUUUUUUGUCCAUAAAUUCUACUUUUUCUAUGUCUCAAGGUAUAUAAUAAUUUUUCUGCACUGGAAAGAAAAACUAUGAAAUAUUUUGAGUUGAUACAUAUCAAUGCAUGUCGCUAAUGUAGGCAAAUUCCAGGUUCUGGAUGCACUGGGCGAGUCAAUUCCAUGCGCUUCUUAUGACUCUUGGAUGGUUUACAUACCUGAAGGCGAAUUCUCAUCAAAAAUAGGCCCCACAGAGUUCAAGAAGGUCAGUUUAUGCACCUAAUCAGGAACGGACCAAAAUGCGUGCAAAAGUUGGUCUUUCUAGGGACCAGUAGGUUGGUUUUUAUGCAAUGUCUGAACAUAGACAAUCAGUAAAAGAAGAAAGUUUUGAAGAAUGUUCCUUGAUCUUGAAAAAUAGGUUAUUCUUUACUUUGAUUUUUGUAUCUGUACUACUUUACGAAGUAGAAUUAAAACCCAAGGAGAUGUGUGAAAUUGAUUUAUAUAUAUAUAUAUAUAUUUUUUCAUGAUCAUUAUAUAGAAAAUAAGUUUCCUAUUCCCAAGGACUAUGAAUUUUUGUUUUGCAUGGCCUGCUUACGUUAUUGUAUUUGUCAUCUUUGGUCAGGACCUUGAAAAGUAUGCGAGUCUGGAUUCUGUACGCGAAUGGCAAAAACUUCUUGUGAGUAUUAAAAAUUCUUCAAUAAGACUUAUCGGUACCUGAGUUAAACAUGCCCACUGAGUUGCUGAUUCAAUCCAACUUGUCUCGUCUUUUUUUCCAUCUCUAGUCACUUAUACGACAUCAAGAAAGAAACAAUAAAUUUCUUCAAAGUAACCGUUUUAGAGAGGUGCUUCGAUGUUGGAGGCAGAUCUCUCUCUCUCUCUCUCUCUCUCUCUCUCUCUCUCUCUCUCUCUCUCUCUCUCUCUCUUUCUCUCUCUCUCUCUCACUCUCUAUCCAUCCAUCAUAUCUCUCUAUCUAUCUAUGUGUCCCUUUAUCUAUCUAUCUACCUAUCUCUCUCUCUUUACAUAUGUAUAUUUAUAUAUAUAUUUCACUUUCACAUGUAAUAGCUCAUUAUUUUCUCCCUACCUCUUCAUAUGGAAAAAAGUUCUUACAAUCAUGUUUCAGAAAGUAUAGCUACUUCUAUCUACCUUAUGAAGGCAAAAAUGUAACCUGUGGUAUUCUCGCUGCCAAUGUGGUGACCUUUUAAUCCUAAUAUUUCACUGUAGCCAUUAAUUCGACUUUUUCCAGUCAUGAAAUUGACAUUUAUAAUAUUUCACUAUAACAUUCUGUCCAGAAAGAAAAUGGUUUAUAUUCAUAUGUCGACAACGCCCUAUGAAAUCGGAUUUCUGAGGUAGCUUCCAUAUUCUACUUCAUUUAAAAGUGAAUGAGCAAAGCCAUUCAAACCAUUGGAUGGUCCUCUCUAUACUUCGAAGUCAUUUAACUUUAGUUUGGAUCAUUAUGAUUUGGAACCCCAUACUCAUCAGAAUCAUAAAACUCUUCUCAGCACGCGAUGAUCGGAUGAUAAGUUUUCCAUUAUAAAGUUUUUAUUAUGUUUGUUUGAAAGUGAUCGAUAGAUUUACUGCUGGAUUAUUGACCGUGGUUUCUGAUAUUUCCAUGAUCAUGUCUGUGUUCGGACUUGUUGUCUCGAUGUCAUGUCGUCAUUGUUGAAACAAGCAGUCCUAACAAACACGGCCACCGCAUGGGGUGACCGUGAUUUAUGAUUCCUCUAAAUAUUUUUCUUCAAUUAAUUCAUAUUUUCUGCAGGAUGGAAUUCUCCCACUGUCUACCGCUGCCAUGGCUCUACCACCUCUAGCUAUUCGAGGGGAUUUGGGCGUCCUAUCUACUGCAGCACUUAGAUACGCACCGUCUCUUGUGAAUUCAUUCAUUAAGAUGGGACCUCAAGGAGCUUUAGGAGCUACCAAGCUUCUUAGACCUUUCUCGGAGAUCAUGGAUUCACUUGCGCUAAAAGACCCUUUUGUUCGGAACUGGAUAGACUUGUUGUGCUUUCUCCUUGCUGGAGUGAAAUCCAAUGGUGCAUUGUCUGCUGAAAUUGUGAGUAUGACAUUGUGUUUUCAUUGAAAAUUUAUUUUAGUUGGUGCUAUUUUGUGUUUUUUCCGUGGAGAGACGCAUGCAAUUCCAAUCAACGGAAAAUGAUGAAUGCUACUGAAGAUACUAGCUGCUUAAUAUAUACAAGCUCACAACUUGAAGGUUGCACUCUGAUCUUUAAUGAUGGAGAUAUUCGUUUCUGCAUAUCAUUUUACCUAAUGCAGGAAACAUACAUUUGAGUGCGAAAGAGAUGCACUAAUUCACGUAGUAUGAUUCCAUAAGAUAGAUGCAUAUAAUUUUACUGUUAUCAUAAAUUUAUUACAUUUUAACUCUUAUAAUGAGCAAUCAUAAAAGUUUAUUUUUAUUCAUAGUUUUGCUUAAACCUGUCCAAGAACUUCACAUUUUAUUUCGGCGCAUUUCCAGGUGUACAUGUUUUCAGAAUGGUAUAAACCCGGUUGUUUACUGGAAUAUCCUCUUCAUGGAACUGAGGCAAUUGUAGAAGCCCUUGUACGAGGGUUGCGAAAAUUUGGUGGAAGGAUUGCAUUAAAUAGUCAUGUUGAAAAGAUCAUAGUAGAGAAUGGUCGAGCUACUGGAGUGAAGCUUAGAAGUGGUCAAGUAAGUUGCUUAAAAAGUGUUUAACUUCAUUGGUUUGGAUGAACUAUCAGCGUCUAACGUUCAAUGGCAUAUUUUCAGAUUAUACGUGCUAAAAAAGCUGUUGUUAGCAAUGCCUCUAUGUGGGAUACUUUGAAUAUGCUGCCACAAGACGUCAUUCCGAGUUCGUAUCAGAAUAGCGUCAAAUCCACCCCACAAUGUGAAUCAUUUAUGCAUCUUCACCUAGCUUUUGAUGCAAAGGUGAGAGCAAAGUCGACUACUUGUGCUUUGAAUGUACCUGCUGUUGGCUUACUGCCCGUUUCAUAUGAUUGUUUAAUCUGCAUGGCAUACUGAGCUGCUAUGAUCUGCAAAUCCCAUUCCGUUUUUUAAGCUAGCAUUCGACUUAACUUUUAUCUGUGCUCUGUCUGCAGAAUAUUCCUGAAGAUCUGCAAAUCCAUCACAUAGUUGUUAAUGAUUGGUCUAGGGGAGUGGAUGCUGAUCAGAAUGUAGUCUUAAUCUCCAUACCUAGCGCGCUUAGCAAGGACCUGGCACCACCUGGGAAACAUGUUCUGCAUGCUUAUACUCCUGGGACAGAGCCAUUCAGCAUCUGGGAAGGACUUGAUCGUAGAAGCUCUGAGUACAAAAAACUUAAAGCUGAACGGUCUGAGGUAACCCCCGUGAUCAUUGCAUGCUAAUUUCAGUCUUUCUUUGUCAGUCUUUUUCUCGUGAAAAAAUAUAAAGCUUUAAAAUAAUGCACAUUGAAAUCAUGGGUUUAAUGAAAAAGGUUGGGGCCUUCUUGGGGUAGACUUCAUCACUUUAGUUUGAAUGUGUGGAUGUUGCUUUGAUUCAAGUUUCAUAAUAAUCCAUGGAUAACCGCAGGUGAUUCAUGAUGGAAAAGAAAAGAAACUCGAGGAAAACCAAUGAAGGCAUUCGUUUCUAUCGGUUUUUGUUCUUAUUAUCUUAAAAUGCCAGCCGUAUUUACUUGUCCCCAUAAAAAUUAUGAUAAAAACUGAGCUAAAGACUGCCCAAAAGCUACCGAUGUCAGUAUGUAAAUCAAAUUGGGCUUUUUCUGACCCUUGAUAAAUGAAAAGCUGGUUCCUUGGUAGUUCCUUGGUUGUUCCUUUUCUUAGAUAGUACAAAUGUCCUAUCGAACAUUCAUGUCUGAGUCGAAUGAUCUCAUUUUUUCCCGAAAUAAUUCAAGUUCUUUGCAAUACCAGGUAAUGUGGAGAGCUGUUGAACGUGCUCUUGGCCCAGGCUUCAACCGUGAUGACUGUGAGGUUAAAUUGGUGGGGACGCCACUUACUCACCAAAGGUUUCUUCGAAGAAACAGAGGAACAUAUGGCCCGGCCAUAAAAGCUGGAGAAGCCACAUUCCCUGGCCAUUCUACGCCGAUUCCGCAGUUAUUUUGCUGUGGUGACUCGACGUUCCCAGGAAUCGGUGUCCCUGCAGUUGCUGCUAGUGGUGCCAUAGUUGCCAACUCAUUAGUUUCAGUGUCCGAGCACUCCGAGCUUCUUGAUGCCAUAGGGAUCUAA
Molecule: messenger RNA, 5355 nt
Organism: Spirodela intermedia
Lineage: Eukaryota; Viridiplantae; Streptophyta; Magnoliopsida; Alismatales; Araceae
Source: the annotation of a GenBank genome assembly